Molecule: messenger RNA, 3350 nt
Organism: Anthonomus grandis grandis
Lineage: Eukaryota; Metazoa; Arthropoda; Insecta; Coleoptera; Curculionidae
Exons: 3
Coding region: 136-2583 (815 amino acids)
Cellular component (GO): nucleus
Molecular function (GO): zinc ion binding
Source: RefSeq, a predicted model, not a curated record
CGGAACGUGAACCGUUCAACCGUUGGCGGGUUUCUGUUGUAACGCGGUCGUCACGGUGUAGAGUCGUCGUCGUAGUUGGGAUUUUCGACAUUUUUUUUUUGUUUUAUUUAGUGAUUAGUGAAAAUCGGGAAUAAAAUGAACGUGGCGGAGGUUACGGAAGUUUGCAGACUGUGUCCCACCAAGGCGAUCGAUCCCAAUCAGAAAUUAAUUAACAUUUUCGAUUACACGGUUACCGAGAAAUACAACUUGAAGGAUGUGAUUUUUAUGACGACGGGUGUGGAGAUAUCGGAAACCGACAUAGUAUCGAGGAAGAUUUGCCCGAAGUGCUUGAAGCACGCUCAGAAAAUUUAUCAAAUAAGGCAGAUCGCGUCUAAACAAGACAAACACUUAAAGGAACUGAGCGUCAAGUACUUGGACGAUAAAGGCAUUCGUCUGCCCAACACCUGUAUAACAAUGAAAAGGAACAUUCAAGCGGCAAAUAGGGCCGACCGAAAAUUAACCCCUCUGACCGAAUCGACGUGUACAAAAUCGAAAAUUAUUAAAAAAACCGAAAAGUUUAAACCGUAUCCUCCACUGCUUCCAUUUACUUCCACCAUGAAACCUAUCAAGGGUCUUCAUCAAAGCGUAAUCGACGUUUACCGCCGAUUUCCGAAGUUUAAAUUGCCCAAGAAGUGCCUCGAUAGACAUCUGGCCCCGAUUAUAUCACUAACCAUGGGCGAGGUGGAAACGUUUUUUAAAGAGAACAAGUUGGACAUGAACAAAUUCAUUUACAGAUCGCACCAGGGGAACAACGCUCAACCACGCAUUAAAUGUAACAGCGUGGCCAGGAAAAAAACUGCGACUCCAGUUAAAUCCGUGGCAGACUUAAGGAAACAGAAGAAGAACAUGCCGUCAGAUGAAAUUUGCAAAUUAUUGAACGUGGUGGCGAACGAGGCGGAAAACAGUCGGAAACCGAUCGAAAUACCCGAGGUUCCGGUAGUGCGACCGUCCGCGGUACGUAGGGGACGACCGAUGAAGUUUUUUCGGAACCCCGCGUGUUCCCCAAUAAAGUGUGAAAGUGAUAAACAAGUUAUUGAGACCAUUUCAAAUGUUGUGUGUAAUCAAUUGGACGAUAGUGCUCCCGUUAAUGAAACAUUAGUGAAAAUCAAAGAAGAAUCAAUUAGCCCGAAGAUACGCCAAAAAAAACGUAUGCUGCUACUCCCGAACUCCACCUACCAAAAGAUGUGUAAAGUGUUUGAACAUCAGUAUCCAACUCAACCCGAAAUCAAGGCUCAACCUGCUGAACCGUCACCUCCGGAUAGUCUGAGCAACACAAGCAAACCGGACUUUAUACAAUCACUUGGCUUAGCACCGGCAGGCGAGGCGGUCGUACCUAAAAGUAUUCUGGUCUGUAAGAUAUGCGGAAGCGUCCAUAAAAAUGUCACCUCCCUAAAGACCCACAGUAGCAGACACCGCAUUUGUCCGCACUGUAAGUUAAAGUUUAAAUCGGUGGAACGGAAACAGAACCAUAUUGAGAAGGAUUGUGAAACCAAAAAGAUAUUGGAGUCCCCCGGAUCGUUUAUUAGUUUGACCAGGGCUGAACUGGAUGACGAUUUACGUGAAAACUAUUUGGAAGCCUUUUAUAAUGCCGAGAUUGUACUUAGACCAGAAGAGCAAAUUGUGCUCGAUGACGAUGAUGAUGAUGAUGAUGAAAUAAUUCUUGUUUCCGAUGAGACCACUAAGAAAAUCCCUAGUUCGGAGGCAGAGCAAUCAAUUGAUUCCGUGUCUAUUAUAAAACCGAUUAUUAAGAUCCACAAUAAUUCCUUGCUGGAUCAGUUAGGAAACAACACGAAUGAAAAAGAGUUUCUAAACGACUUAGUAUAUUUAUUUCGACAAAAGUAUCCGGCAUUUCAGUCAGCCCAAACGGACCAACCAAUAAUCAAGAGCCAAGACGUAGUCUUCGAAGAAAACGGACGUUGUCGAUUGAAGAACCUAAAAGAGUUACUUCUCACAUACAACGUCCCGGUCAGUUUUCAAAAUGGGAGCCUCAACGUCUCCUUCCAACCCCAUACACCGCUCCCCAACAAGAAAUGUGAGUUAGAUACAUGGAACGAUUUGCCUCUUAUAGACAAACAGGAUCCCCCCAACCAAAGUUACCCGGUAACUUUCGUACAGUCGUCUCAACUCUCGCUCUCUUCCAUACAAGUAAUGACCGCGACCCCCACCAUGUCAAUAAUUCUUCCCAACGCGAUAUCGAUCCAAACUGGCGUCAAUAACAGUCCGCAGACGACGCAAUUUUUCACUCCCAACACGCAACAGACCGCCACCCUUCAACCGAUGGUGCAAAACUAUACUAUCCCCAUCAAUUUCCCUGUAAUUAAGAAUCAAAUGUCAGUGUCAUCGCCUAGUAGCGCCCCAACUACAUCCCCAAAGAGGGAGUGUGCGGCUGCAACAGCAGAGAGUAGUCCCACCACUUCUUCUUCUUCGAGUAAAUCUUCUUCAAGUGACGUGGAAUUGACCGCGAGUCCUAAAACUAAAACAAAGAAACUCAGGGUGAGGAUGGCGAGAAGUCUGAGGCUGCGGAAAGUUUGGGAAUUGAACUGAAAGUAGAGUUGUCUACACAGAAUUUUCUUUAUUCUAUUUUUCUGAUCUCAUAUGGUCAAGACAAGGUUUGUCGAUCUGACGACAGAUGUAUACAGGGUGGGAACUACAACUGUAAUCAAUCGGCUAGCACAUUUAAACAAAAUGUUUCAAAGGGAACGUAAAAACACGACUUCUAAGACCUUUAAGAAUGUGUUAAAAUUUUGUUUUUCUAUCAAACCUAACCUUGCUUUAUUUUUUUUUUAAUGGGAUAGUGCUGUCUAGUAAUGGUGCUGUAGACUUUUUAGAUAGCCAAGUUCAAGGGGAAAGUUUGGACCUCAAGAAUCAUCUUUUACUUAAAUAACUAAACUGUUGAAGCAAUUUUACUGGGUACUUACUUUACCAAAAAAUACUUUUUUAAUAAUACUCAUUCUUUAAUUCGAUUUAUCUCACAAAAGUCUUAGACAGUAGACAUGUUUUUUUUGUUAUUCUAGUUAGACUCCCCACCCUGUAUAUUUCUUAGGUUAGAAUUCAAUAUUUUAAUUUUUUUAGCAUUUAUACAUUAAAUGGGCGUUUGACUUUAUUGCCUCAAUAUUUAAUCAAAAAAUGUAUUAAAUUAUACUUUUAUUUAUUUCUUUUUAACUUUUUAUAAAAUAAGUAGAGUUAUGCUUUUGUCCAUCAUUUUGUUUUAUGGUCACAAAAUGGAGGUCGAUAAUAUUCUCUCGUUUUAUGUUAAAACUUAUUAUCCAAAGAUUAAUCUGGUUAAGUUCUAUACUUUAAAUUUAUACGAU